GUACGAAUUCAACGCAGACGAGGACUCUCGGAAUCAGCUCAAUUGUUUUUGUUUGGCUGUCUUUUCUGCCCCCUCUUUCAUCCCUUUUCCUUUCACUACAACGACGAGACGCUCUGUGGUUGUGAGAGAACCGCCCCCCUCCCCCUCCAAUAAAAAAAAACCCGUUGUUUGCUUGCUUCCUUCUUUGCCCUAUUACCAUCGUAUUCGAUUGCUAUUCGUAUUCUUUGCUUUUGCUUUUGCCCACUCUCCCAAUCGCUCUGCACAGAUGGACUGCGUUGAGCUGCAGGAGAACUUCGAGGCGUUUGCCUCCUUCGGCACGGCGCCGUCGAAGGAGAUGGACAACGCGCACUUCUCGAAGAUGCUGAAGGAGUGCAAGAUCAUCGGCAAGGUGUUCACCUCCACCGAUGCGGACCUCCUCUUCAGCAAGGUGAAGGCGAAGGAGGCUCGAAAGAUUACCUUCACCGACUUCCGGGACAAGGCCAUCCCUGCGAUUGCGGCGAAGAUGAAGAAGACGAACGAGGAAAUUGCUGAGAUGAUCGCAAACGGCGCCCCGAAGGCGCACGGCACGAAGACAGAGGCGGUGCGGUUCUUCGACGACAAAAACAGCUACACCGGCGUGGCGAAGCAGGGUGGGCCGACAAACGUGGACCGCAACGCCGGCUCCCUGGCCGGUGUGGUGGAUCGCCGCCAAGCCACCAUGGACAACCGUGGCACCACCGCGAAGCAGAUUUGA
This is a messenger RNA of Leptomonas pyrrhocoris, 733 nucleotides long. RefSeq lists its product as hypothetical. Gene Ontology annotation, biological process: positive regulation of protein polymerization; microtubule polymerization; microtubule bundle formation. The transcript has a single exon. The coding region runs from base 266 to 733 and encodes 155 amino acids. Gene Ontology annotation, molecular function: tubulin binding. Lineage: Eukaryota; Euglenozoa; Kinetoplastea; Trypanosomatida; Trypanosomatidae. Gene Ontology annotation, cellular component: microtubule. The record is from RefSeq and is a predicted model, not a curated record.